AUGGCACCCUCGUUGAGCUCUCCGCCUGCGCCAUUGUCGCCAACGCAGCAGCAGCAGCAGCAGCAGCAGGAUGGUAAGCAGGAAGCCAAUACGGACUGGCGCAUCACAACCAAGAUCGCCAAGGCAGAGAGGGAAGGAAGGAUCUGGUGGAGCUUCGAGUACUUUCCGCCUCGCACCGCGCAAGGUCUCACCAACUUGUACGACCGCAUCGAAAGGAUGGCGGAUCUGGGACCCGCAUUCGUCGACAUCACAUGGAAUGCCGGUGGCCGGACAUCCGAUUUGACGGCUCAGCUGGUCAAGACGGUGCACACCUACAUGGGAUUAGAGACGUGCAUGCACUUGACCUGCACCAACAUGCCCAGAUCCAAAGUCGAUGUUGCACUGCGAGAGGCGAAACAGUUUGGUUGCAGAAACAUCCUCGCUCUCCGCGGAGAUCCUCCCGCUGGAGGUGGAGCUUGGGAGAAGCACGAGGCCGGCUUCGAGUACGCCAAGGAGCUGGUGCAGUACAUUCGACAGGCCUACGGCGACUACUUUGCCAUCGCAGUCGCCGGCUUUCCCGAAGGUCAUCCAGAGUCGCUCGAAGGUAAAAAGAUGGAGUUGGAAAGGUUAAAGGAUAAGAUCGAUGCUGGCGCAGACUUUAUAUUCACGCAAAUGUUUUACGAUUUCGACAUUUUCGCCCAGUGGGUCAGGGACGUGCGCGCUGCUGGCAUCACCUGUCCCAUCGUGCCCGGCGUCAUGCCCAUUCAGACCUACGGCGGCUUCCAACGAGCUACGGCGAGGUUCAGAACCAUCGUUCCUCAAUACUUUCACGAUGCCCUCGAGCCCGUCAAGGACGAUGACGCCAAGGUGCGAGAAGUUGGCACGCAACUCGUCGGCGAUCUGUGCAGGCGCAUCAUCGAUCCCAAAGAAGGUUUGCGCAUAUCCGGCUUGCACAUCUACACUAUGAACCUCGAGCGAGGCUCGCGCAUGCUUCUCGAUUACCUCGCCUUGUCUCCCUCUCCUCAGCAAGUCAAGACGCUGCCAUGGACACCCUCCUUGACGCCCAAGCGACGAGACGAGGGCAUUCGGCCCAUCUUUUGGGCCAACAGGGCCAAGUCGUACGUAGACAGGACAGAGACGUGGGACGAAUUUCCAAACGGAAGGUGGGGAGAUGCAAGGUCGCCCGCGUACGGCGACGUCGACGCUUACGGAGUCAAGCUGCGAUACUCGGAAGCCGAAGCGAGGGAAUUGUGGGGAGAGCCUACUUCGCUGGAACAGGUGAAGCAGCUCUUUACCGGCUUUUGCAAGGGCGACAUCAAGGCGCUGCCUUGGAGCGAGACUGCCAUUGCCAAGGAGACGACCGUCAUCAAUGACAAGCUCGUAUCGAUGAACCAAAAGGGCUUCUUUACCAUCAACAGUCAGCCGUCCGUAGAUGGUGCUCGCUCAGACGACCCCGUGCACGGCUGGGGACCCAAGAAUGGAUACGUGUACCAAAAGGUUCGUGAGGAUCGUGGCUUCUUCUCGUCUGCGCCGCCAUCUCAUAUCACUUUCUUGCCCACCCGCAGGCCUACUUGGAGUUCUUUGUCGCCCCUUCGCAAGUGGACGGGCUGAUCUCGAAGCUGGAACAAGACCCUCAAAUCACCUACCACGUCGUCAAUGCUCGAGGCGACAUGCGUACGAACACCACCUCGGAAGCUCCCUGUGCAGUCACUUGGGGUUGUUUCCCGCACAAGGAGAUCAUCCAACCGACCAUCGUCGAGAGCAUCUCCUUUUUGGCAUGGAAGGACGAAGCGUAUGAGAUUGGCAGGCACUGGGCACGCGUCUACCCGCCCGGAUCGCAAAGUCGACGAUUGCUGGAGAGCAUCUUUGGCAACGCGUCGGGAGACGUGACGCCCGGCACAUCUCCCGAUCUUCAUGCCGACCAAUCUUGGUUCUUGGUCAAUGUUGUGCACAACGACUUUAAAAAUAAAGAGGCCGUAUUCGCUCCAUUUUUGGAUGCGGCCGACCUCAGCGCUGCUGCUGUCGCCGCCGCCGCUGCCGCUGCCACCACCACCGCGUCGCUGGAGAAUGCAACCGAGACGGCUCGAAAUGUCGCUAGUGGUGCUGAAAACGUCGCCAAGUCGCUAGCUGAAAAGGCCACAGCUCCGCUCGCCAAUGGGCACGUGGCGUAA
Molecule: messenger RNA, 2150 nt
Organism: Ceraceosorus bombacis
Lineage: Eukaryota; Fungi; Basidiomycota; Exobasidiomycetes; Ceraceosorales; Ceraceosoraceae
Source: the annotation of a GenBank genome assembly